This is a messenger RNA of Phyllotreta striolata, 1217 nucleotides long. NCBI's taxonomy places the organism in Eukaryota, Metazoa, Arthropoda, Insecta, Coleoptera, Chrysomelidae. The record is from the annotation of a GenBank genome assembly.
AAAUAAGUAGGUUCGUAUGUAACUCUUGUUUAUCUCGCAUUUAUCUCGUGCUAUCGAAUUAGUAAAGCCUCGGCUAUUUUCCUGGUUUGUUGUCGAAAACUAGUGAAAAUUUAGCCCCGCAGGGGCUGAUAAGAAUCGAAAAUGGCGACAGUUAAAAGAAUGUUUGUUUUCGUAACGUGCAUUUUAUCCAGUCUUGGUGUUUUGAUGUCGUUGGUGUCGAUUAUAACGAAAGAGUGGGUGCAUUCGGAUAAAAUUGAAUUUGCGGAAACUCUUCAAAGAGUAAAAUAUGGAUUAUUCGAUGGUACUUUUACUAAGACUUAUACUCUAGCGACUGAGCCUCUUACUAUGACUUGUUGGGCCAAAAAGAACAUAUGCGCCUACUUAAGUGAACCUACGAGCGAUCAAAGGCAAGAGGUUUUGGCCCAAAUCUACGACCAACUUUCGAAAACCAAUCAAGUUUCAAACUUUAUCAAUUGCGGCGUUUGGGUAACAACGAUACUUUUCCUAGUUUUAUCUAUGUUACUGGGUACAAUUUCCGCUGCUCUGGCAUUUUAUAAUACAGUUACGAAUCCGACACAAGUUUAUUUGAGCGUGUAUUCUUUAUACGUUUACAACGCCACAGCUCUAUUUACUCUUAUGAUAUCCAUGCUGUCUUGGGGCGUUCUGUACCACAAAACAAUAUAUCACAACGUUGCCAUUGAGUCGACUUUAACCAACCAAAUGACGUCAGAUAAAACUGCUGUAUUAGGGUAUUCGUAUUGGUUGAACUUGGUUCCUGUUGUGUUAUACAUAGUCAGCAUUUGCGUACUGUACCUGAGGCAGUACUUGAUAUCUAGGGAUCCGAGUGAAAAAAUUGUGGUGAGGAACGAGGACGGUGCAAUUAUAAUUUACUGAACAGUUAAAGUUUUAUUUUCUAAUUAUUGCAAUGUCUAAGUUUAGAUUUUUGAAAGUUAUGGAAUAGUAAAUCAAUUAACAAUUCUCCAGUUAAACCUUAAAGCUGCACCUGUUAUUGACUGACUGAAUGGAUAUAUUUUGUGAUUUUCUAUUUGUUUAGUAAUCAAAUGAAAUGUUGCGUUGUAAUAAAUACUCUCAGGCUAUAUCUCAAUUCUUAAAAAGAAUUUUACUCAAUAGUCACUAAACACUUCAGAAACAUCUCAUUAAUAAUUUUAAAUUAUACAAAACGACCCAUUAUAACAUACACAUACCCCAAAAAUAUA